AUGGUUGCAAACGACGAUGCCAAAUCCAAAGACCGGAGUAAGCCCAACGAUGACGUUGACCGAGACCCCGUCGUCGACUUUAACGCUCUUUCGUCCGAGGUGGUGCAGUCUUACGUCUCCUUUUUCGAUCUGGCCCGAUCCUAUCCGCCCAUCGACACAUCGCGCCAGGAUACCAGAUCUUCAUCCAACGGUCGAAAGCGCAAAGGUCGCGCAGCUUCUCCCACCAUCGUCUCUUCGACUCGAAAGCGCAAUGCUGCAGAGAUGAGCACAGCCGAGACGGCUGCCGUGUUGGGAGUCAAUGCACCCAAACCCAAUGAAGACGAGAUCGCAUGUCCUCCCCACUUUUUCGAUGCCGAUGCAGCCACCAACUUCUUGAGUCAAGUCGCAACACAGCACCUUGCAUCACAACCAGCACCCAAGGAGGGGGAAGUCGUGGUCGGAUUCUUGUACAAGUGUCGUGCCAAAGGCGAGCUCAACAGACCAUUGGCACAUUACAGACUCAGCGAUGCAGCGACGGAAAAGUCCGAGCCAACCGAUGCUCUCACUCAGCGCACCAGGUAG
Mycosarcoma maydis (corn smut) is the source of this 561-nucleotide messenger RNA. RefSeq lists its product as uncharacterized. Bases 1 to 561 code for a protein of 186 amino acids. The record is from RefSeq and is a predicted model, not a curated record. The transcript is spliced from 2 exons. Lineage: Eukaryota; Fungi; Basidiomycota; Ustilaginomycetes; Ustilaginales.